Manis javanica (Malayan pangolin) is the source of this 774-nucleotide messenger RNA. RefSeq names its product sperm-tail PG-rich repeat containing 4 (gene STPG4). Gene Ontology annotation, molecular function: histone binding; chromatin binding. Lineage: Eukaryota; Metazoa; Chordata; Mammalia; Pholidota; Manidae. Gene Ontology annotation, biological process: epigenetic programing of male pronucleus. Gene Ontology annotation, cellular component: germinal vesicle; male pronucleus; female pronucleus. The record is from RefSeq and is a predicted model, not a curated record.
CAACCGGACGCCAGCCUCGGCCUGGGAAGCGAGACAGCCGCUACGGACGGGCCCGUCCCCGCCAUGGCCGCCGCCGCCGCCAAACCAACCCGGAAGACAUCAUCUUUUGAAAGAGAAGGAUGGUGGAGAAUAGCAUUAACAAAUACUCCUAUCCCUGGCACUUACCACUUGAAAACUUUUAUUGAGGAAUCCCUAUUAAAUCCAGUGGUAGCAACCUACAGUUUCAAAAAUGAAGGAAGGAGAAAACCACCUCUUGUGCUAAGAAAUGAUCCAGUACUAAAUGACGUUCCCCAGUAUACGCCUCCUGACUUCUACGACUUGUUAAAGAAACAAGUGGCCACGUACUCAUUUAAAGACAAACCACGACCAAGCCCCAACACACUGGUUUACAAAGAUCAGUCACUUAAACUUUCACCAGGGCAAUACGACCUACUCCCUGCUCCAGUUCCCAAGUACACUUCCAGGAGCUUCAUAUUUCGUUCUACAGUUCAAAGAUUUCCAACAGGCUACUUCAUUCCUCAUGAAGGCCCAGGACCAGGUCAUUAUGACUUGAAAAUACCUUCAGCAAGUUCUACUACUUCUUGUUUUCAAUCCAAAGUACCUCGAUUCUUGCCCACCUGUUCAAAAACCCCUGGCCCAGGAGCGUACACGUCUUCAGCACAAUUCCCCAAGCCGUCCCGGACCAUAGCCAAAAUGGGCCGAGAGCAUAGCCUUUUCUUCAACAACACAAUUGGCUUUUAAAAUAAAGCCACGUUGGCCUCAAGCUACUUUGAG